UCUCAUCACUUCGACAGGCUGGACACAUCAUCUCACGCUCCGGGAAUGGGAACUUUACUGGGUUCAAAGAAAAACUUUGAGUUCUUCCGCAUUUACGCUCUACAGAGGCUACUUUUCAAAUUGCAGGGAUAGUUGUCACUGCAGGUACGGAGUGCCAGCAACCAGGGCCACUGGCCAAUGCCUUCCGAGACGCACCAGACGUUGUAAGGAAUGUUUUAGACGCAAGGAAUCGGCUUAACACCACGAAGUAGGCUGACUGAAUUUUACGAUUAGGAAAUACUUUUCAGUAAUUUCAGGCUAACUUCAACCGAGGCGUGCGUAAAAUAUUUGUGCGUAAAGUUGGAGCUGACGCGCACGGUCCAAAGUUAGUUGCAGUGGGGCAGCUAAUGCAAGUACGUACAAAAGACAACCAGUUUGUUAACUUUUAAGCCUGUGUUAAUACCUUGACAGCCAUGGCAAGAUGGUUCAGAGAUUUCCCCAACCUAAAGAACGGAAAUGAACGGGUCCGCUCGGCCUCUGAAUCUGGUCCACAAACUCGCCUCAAACCCUCGUUUUCUCGUGACAGCCUGAAAGGGGGUUUACUGGCAGGGAGAAAUAGGAAAAAUUCGGCUACAGAAUUGGGUCGUAACAAUGCUGGUUCUGGUGGGACAGUCUGGGAUACUCUCACACCUGGAAAAGGUCGCAAAAACUCCAAGCUCGAGACUGGCACGUCAGAUGAGAACCGUCAUGUUAGGACCUCUAGUUUGGCGCAAGCGUACAUCAGCAGGAUGAUCAAGGUGGACAAACAAGACAAGACCCCCAAACUCAACGGGAUAAGCGAACAGAAGCAGCCCGAGAACGAAAAAGGGAGGCCUGACAUCAAAACAACACUGAUUAUCCUGGAGGACUACGCAGAUCCUUUUGAUGCAGAGAAAACCAAGGAGCAGAGGGAGGCUGAGAGAGCAGGAGUGAAUGAUGGCUACAUGGAGCCUUAUGACGCCCAGGUCAUCAUCACAGAGGUCCGUAGACGUGGCUCCAAAGACCUCCUGAAAGUGUGUGUUCUGCUGGACAGAGGCAAGAGGGAGGGGAAGGGGGACGAGGGAAAACCCACACCCCCAAACAUCUACGACACACCGUAUGAGGGCGGCCUGGAAGGCGACAGUGGGGGGGUGUGGAUCCCUGUCACACGGCCAGAGUCUGACAUCCGUCCCGCCGGAGAGUAUGAACUGCCCUGGGAGUGGAGAAAGGAGGACAUUGUUAGAGCGCUGUCAGCUCAGUUCGAGGCAGUGGAUUGUUCUCCCACUAAAGAGAACGGUUCAAGUUCCACCCGCCAGCAGCAGCAGCAGCAGCAGCAGCAGCACACCCUGAGGCAGAAGAACUGGAACCAUAAAAUACUCGUGCCAUCUUCUCCAUCCUCCUCUUCCUCUCCCUCCUUUCCCUCCUCUCCUAUUCUCAAACUCUCCCCUCUCUCGCCCCCAUCUCCCUCUUUCCCCACCCUAAAACUCUCACCCCUCUCACCCUCUUCUAGUCCCAACAAACUUUCCCCUCCGUCUCCUACCUCCCUCAGUGCCCCAUUGGAUGGGGAGGCAGUCAAAGUGGACCCCAGCCUGCCCCUGGAGAAGCAGAGCUGGUACCAUGGCAGUGUGAGCCGGCAACAGGCGGAAGCUCAGCUGCAGCGCUGCAGGGAAGCCAGCUUCCUGGUGAGGGACAGCGAAUCAGGAACCAGCAAGUACUCCAUCGCUCUGAAGACCAGUCAGAGUUGUGUGCACAUCAUUGUGGCCCAGACGAAGAGCGUUAAGGGUUUGGGCUUCACACUGGAUCAGAGUAGCUGUGUCUUCUCCAGCAUCCCUGAGCUGGUCCACCACUACUGCACGCACAGACUGCCCUUCACUGGAGCAGAGCAUAUGACCCUGCAGCAUCCUGUGGCCAGGCCGCACUGAUUACAUACGUAAAGGACGAGCAAACACGCUGGGACAUAAAUACAUAUGCGCAUACAUGUAUUACACAUGUAUGCACAAAUGCACACAGACACGCACAUUAACUUGUCAAUACAUGUGUGCACACACAUACUCAAAGAUAUGCUGCUUAGGAUCGUCCUGCGUACCACCUUGUUAAUUUCAUAUGUUUGUAUCUCUUACAUGCGCUACAAUGAUCAAAGCCAUACAUUACAAUAACCAUUGAUGACAUUGUUAUAGUAGUAUUUGUUCCCAGUCUAAACACCCUACUGAAUGUAUUCAUAGUUACAGGAAAACCAUCCCUUCUUCCCCAGCAUGGUGUCUUUGUUUGCCCCAUUUUCUUGUCCAUCUGCCCUGCAGGCAUGAUGCUGUUUUGGCCAUGCAGUAUUGUUGAUUUCUAUAAUACCUGAAACAAUGCACAUGAAGCCCUGCACUUGUAACCAAGCGGAUAUCUGAUUUAAGUGGAGAGGUUUGUAAUCUCCUCUUAGACAGAGGUGCCUGAUGAAUUAGCUCCAUGCCAAACCAGUUAGGCUCCGUCUGUGAGGUCAAUACAUCUGAUUAGAUCUAUCCUGAAAAUCAGGCUCAUUUGCCAACCACUGUCUGUCAAGAGAAAGAGCUUUAUUGAUUUGGCGUUUAGAACUAGUGAAGUGGGAGGUGUCUUAUAACUUUACAGUAGUCAGCAAAAUAGUUUGAGUGUGUGUGUAAGUGUGCAAAAUAAAUAUGUGAAUUUCCAUUCAUGUGCCUUCACUGUAAUCUAAAUGAGGCUGUGAUUAAAAAGCUAUCUUACUUUAUUGUGAAUGAACUGAAAACGUAACCCUGAAAUGUAUCUACUGUUUGCAUAAAUGAUGUGUGUAUGAAGUGAUUGUUGGAUAUUGUCUCGUUUUUUACAUCUACCGCACAAUGAUGUGGGUUGUAAAUUAUUGUUGUAAGGCUUUUAUUCAGUAAGGAAAAUAAAUUCAUAUUAACUGUG
Molecule: messenger RNA, 2904 nt
Organism: Anarrhichthys ocellatus (wolf-eel)
Lineage: Eukaryota; Metazoa; Chordata; Actinopteri; Perciformes; Anarhichadidae
Gene: she
Product: Src homology 2 domain containing E
Exons: 6
Coding region: 453-1919 (488 amino acids)
Molecular function (GO): phosphotyrosine residue binding
Source: RefSeq, a predicted model, not a curated record